UCUGCCGACCAGAAGCAGAAGAGCGGGACGACUUACAUCACCUCGUUGACGUCUCCGGUUAUACCGGCGCGGGGAAAAAAAAAAGAUUGAGUCAGCGCCCUAAAAGCGAGGGCAGCUCUCGCGGCACGCCGCGAGCGGAGAGCGAGCUUCCAACUUUGACUGUCAAGGUCGCGUCGGGUUCGCUUCCCCAUUGGACGCUCGCGCGGCGAGCCUCCUUUGGAGCUCCUCUCAUAAAAGAGGACUUCGCACCGAAACUUUCGCAUCGACCGAUUUCAACAGUGAAGGGCAGGACGGUUCCGAUCCCAGGUCAGACUUGGAACAUGGAUUUCAAAGCCAGCCUCGUGCUCUUGGCCGCGACACAGGUCGUGCUCGGAUUCCACCCCGUCGUCGAGACACCUUCCGGAGCAGUCAUGGGGAACCGGGUUCAUCACAAGGGAAAAGACGUCGACGUGUUUUACGGAAUUCCGUACGCCAAGCCCCCGCUCGGAGAGUACCGCUUCAAGAAGACCUAUCCCGUAGACCCUUGGAGCGGGGUGUUGAACGCGACGGUGGAGCCAAGCGCCUGUGUUCAAGUUUCGGUGAAUGUCGGCGAAUUGAAGCGGGCGCCUCUUCUGGACGUGCUUCAGGUCAAGAAUAGCAGCGAGGACUGUCUCAAGCUGAGUAUCUGGCGUCCGGCGACUUGUCAAAGGGGGUGCAAGAAGCUUCCGGUGUUUGCGUUCAUCUACGGCGGAGCCUUCGUUAUCGGUGACGCGUCGCUCUUUUUGUACGACGGAGUCAAUUUCGCGGCAUCGACGGAGAUCGUCUAUGUGACCUUCAACUAUCGGUUGGGCGUCUUUGGGUUCUUGAAUUCCGGCACCGAAGACGCACCCGGAAAUAUGGGACUUCUCGACCAAACGAUGGCAUUGCGUUGGAUCAAGGACAACAUUGAAGCUUUCGGCGGGGACCCCGAAGAGGUAACAAUAGGUGGUCAAAGUGCGGGAGCCAUAUCGGCAGGUUACCACAUGAUGUCACCCUUGAGUAAAGGACUUUUUAAGAGGGUCAUCAUGGAGAGCGGGAACCCCUUUACAAUGACGCCUGGUCACAACAUGGAGGGAUUGGGCCAGAUGGUCGAACUUGCCGUGGCUGUUGGAUGCUACGAUCUCGAGAAAGCGGCCGAAGAGCAAGUCGGGGACGUGCUGAGAUGCCUCCGGAAACUGGACGCGAAGCAAUUGUUGGAUACCGCCCAGGAAAAGCUGGGAACUAAGAUGAUAUUUUAUUUCCCCCGGGCAGGGAAUGAAUUCUUGCCCGUGAACCCCGCCAACGUCGAUGACUACACCCUGAAUGGAGAAGCAGUGUUAAUGGGCCUCAACGAGAAAGAAGGUGCCGUAUUCGCGUUCGCAAUUCACAAAAGGUUUUCAAAUGCAACUGAGGUCUUGCAGCAAAACUACGUUUCCGUGAUGCGGAUUGCCGUCAUGACCUUCUUUAAGGUGGGAGUGCGAGACGCCCAAAAAAUAGCUUUAAGCUACACGGACGACAAAUAUGAGUUGACGUUUGAUGAGCUAAAAGAAACGGCCAGCCAAUCUUUCGGCGACUGUCUCUUCAACUGUCCUCAUGAGGUCUUCACCGAUCAGAUCGUGAAGAAUAAGAUUCCUUUGUAUAAUUACGCCUUCUUACACAAGCCGUUGGAGAGCUUUUUCGGCACCUUCACCGAUGCAUCGACGCAUGCUGAAGAUGUGGCUUUUCUGAGGGGCAUAUUGGAGACGCACAAGGAUGAACUGAAAAAUGUCACCUCUCCAACCAACUACGGGCUCUCGGAAAACCACGUGACGCCGCUUGAGGAGGUCACAUUCAGCAACGAGCUCAUGCAGUCUUGGGCAGCCUUCAUCAAAACUGGUAAGCCAAAGAUCCCCAAGACAGACCAAGACUGGCCCAAAUACACCAAGGAGGACAAGGCAUACGUCAUCUUGAAGCCCAACGACUACAGCGUCGCCCAUGGACCGAGGUCCAAGAAGUGCCACCUCUGGGAGCCAUACCUUGUGAAGAGGAAACAAGCUCCAACGUCUCCCGCCCCGAAGCCCAAGCCCACUCCCAAGUGGAUUCCAGAGAAGCGCCCCAGCAAACCCCUCCGGCCUAUCGACAACGUCAUCGAUUCCGCGGCCACGACGCUGCCCGUGUCCCAAGCGCUCGGCGCCGUCUCCCUACUGCUCUCCUUCGCCCUAUCAAGAUCUCAGUUCUUGUAACCGGAGGACACGUCCUUCUGGAGAUUAUGUCACCAUUGUCCUUGUCUUGCCAGGCGCAGGUUUGGCGCAAGACACACGCUGAGCUUAGCAGAGGACGCCUAACCUGUAAAUGACGUUCGAAACGUGUAUGUUUACAAGAAUACAAUCGAGUGAUUAUGAAUGGAAAAUGACAAAAUUCUGGAUUCAGCCUGUGCUGCCUUAUUUUUGGUAUGGCAGUCGAAUGAUUUCCACUGUGAACUACCUUUGAUGGCUUCAUGGGUACUACAGUUUUAAGCUGCCGUCAUCUCAAUAAGUUGAAGAGUUCUUAUUCUUUUGUUUUGUAAUAUUGUUCGAGCUCAUGGGAUUUGAAUACCAAUUAUGAUCCGUAAGGUAAAAAAAAAAAAAAAAAAAAAUUAAUAUAGGGUGUUUUGGUAUGUGUCAUAUUUUGAAGUAUCUAUAGUUGAGAUAACACAUAUAAUAAAGUCUUAGUGGUUAUAAAACCAUGUCAGAUGGGAAUCAGAGUCGUAAUUUAUUUCAGCACUUUUGGUAGAAUGAAAAGCAACAUUGAGCAAAUAUUUUCAAACAAAACAGGGAGAUGAAAACGGGAGUCACCUAAAAACGUGUGUUUCUAAUUAGAAUUAUAUUACGCCUAUGCACCGUAAUUCAUGCUCAGUUCAUCCAAAACGUGGGAAAAUACCUUUAAACCACAACUCAAAUUGCAGAUUUUCUGUGAGCAGCGUCGCUGCGACGUCGAACUUCCACUUCUAGGAGCAACAAUACAUCUGUAGCGGGUAAUCAAGAAAGGGGAGGAGUAAAAAAAAGUCGAGUGAGCGUAAGAAGGUGAAUCUUGUGAAAGUAAUGAACUUGAAGUGUAAGCUUGAGCUCAUUGGUGUUCAUAUUGUCAGAUAUUUAAUGACGGUAUCGCGCUUUUGGAAGAAAUUGUGACAUUUGCCACCAGGCAUCCAGAACUGUUACCUUUCUCUAGGGCAGCCAUUAAUUUUUUUUUUAUUUUUGGGAACGAACAUUAGGGAAUAUUAUCGCAGGUUUUUUCAUCGUGUUUUGUCUACACCAGGUAGCUUACACCCUUUCUGUGUGAAGUCAAGGUUCAUUUGGUAUUUUAAGCUGAUAUAGGAUGUCUAAAGCAGAUAUCACUGUUGGGUUUAUUGCUCAAAACGUUUAUUAUGUGGUCUUUUGUUUUUAAUUCUUGGUGCAUUUUUGUUUUAGAAACAAGGUAUAUGUCUCUAUUUAACCUGUAUAUGGCCCACAGAUAGUGCACGCCCAAGAUAGAAGAUUCGCUUGCCCCGCGCGUUGUCUGUUUCUGUACACGUAGAAGAGACCAGAUAAGCUUCUAAGACGUGCUAAAAAUUAUGCGCUGCUUUUGCUGCCUCUCUCAGGAAACUCAUGUGGCCCAACGUGAACAAAUGGUUUUGUUAAAACCGCGUUCGUAAACUUUUGGAAUUUCUCUAUCUUCUGAGUGAGGCACAGUUUAGCAUUUUAGCAUGAGCGAAGAUUUGUGUCUGGUUCCGUUGAAGUUCUUUUCUUUUCACAAUGAUUACUGUUGUGUAUAUUUCAUUCUCCUUCGCUCUGAAGCCUUUUUUUUUGUCUGUUCGCAACUAUCAAGGUCGAUGCUACACCAUAAUUAAAAAAUGGUUGAAUGUUAUUGCUUUUUAUCAAGCAGAACAUCAAGCAUUUUCCGUUUGUGCGUACCUGCUUUCAAAGGGAGCAUUUCUUUUGUACAUAUUUAUUUUUCUUCAUCGAGGAAACGUGAAGCGAUUAAUUCGUUUUACGAAGCAGUGUAUGAAUGCGGCCCAUCGAGUGCGUGAAUUCAAUAUUGUAUGCUAUCGUGCUGUAUAUUUGUUACACGUCUCAAAGUUUACUGCGUUGACCCGAGCAUAUAUAGAGGUUACGUGAAAAUUUAGUGUACGUCUUGUGGGAAUGGUGUUCUUCAUUCCAUUAAAGGAAUUGUAAAUAGUAGGUAACUCGCUAAUAAAAAUACAUUUUGGUAAUAUG
This is a messenger RNA of Ixodes scapularis (black-legged tick), 4208 nucleotides long. Its product is annotated as acetylcholinesterase-1. Gene Ontology annotation, biological process: choline metabolic process; acetylcholine catabolic process. NCBI's taxonomy places the organism in Eukaryota, Metazoa, Arthropoda, Arachnida, Ixodida, Ixodidae. Gene Ontology annotation, molecular function: acetylcholinesterase activity. The record is from RefSeq and is a predicted model, not a curated record. Gene Ontology annotation, cellular component: plasma membrane. Bases 321 to 2219 code for a protein of 632 amino acids. The transcript is spliced from 3 exons.